CAUCCUCAAGCAGCAGCCUAUAACACGAAGACACAUUCAAAAACACGCGCGCUGCGCUUUUACGCACGACACCAGCGACCCCGUGGAGGAGAGCGGAGUGCCAUGAAGACCGUCUAUGUGUGAGCAUUUAGCUGUCAUCACUGCAAGAAGAUGAUCGUGCUGCCGGCUCUGUUGUUCAUUCUCUGGGGAGAAGAGGCUCGGUGCCUGGAGGAGAAUGGAGGCUUCACUUUUGAUGGAGACCUCCGCCACUUCGCUGUGGCCACCAACACGGUUUACAUCGCUACAGCGGAGACUCUGUACCAGCUGAGCCACGACCUGACUCUGGUCCAGAGUCUGACUCAGAGAGGAAUCCUGAAGGGCGGGUGUCAGAUGGAUGCGCAGUUUUCCCGGGUUUCUGAGACGGAUGAGCGGAACGCGACUUUCAGCGUCAACAUGUUAUUGCCUUUUGUUGAGACUGAAACUCUGAUCAGCUGCGGUGUGAUCGAGUGCGGUUACUGCGAGGUGCUGGACCUGAAGAACAUUUCAAAUGUGCAGUAUAUGGAGAACAUCCAGGUUGGAUCCCCAAGGCGGAGCAGCGCAUCCAUCGGCUUCCUGGUGAAUGUGGAGGAGACAACUACCGAGACUUACAUUCUGACUGCCAUACAGCAAUACGAAGUCAAAUCCACAAAGAGCAGCUGCUCCACGGAAUCAGAAGCGGUACAACUUCGUAAUACGAAUCACAAGCAAUACGGAACUAUAUUUUCCGAAAUUAGCGAGUUCUCUAUCGAUGUGAUCAAACGUUGUCCUCAAGGCAAUGCGGAGUUUGUGGAUGGAUUUCAGAUCAGUUUAACCAUUUAUCUUUUCUCUAACCUGCCCUCAAGUGACACAAGCAACAGAGUCCGUCUCAUUUUGGCUGCGAGGGCAAAACAGACAAAGCGCAGACUCUCAGGUCGCUGGGGGAGCGACCCUCAUGUGGACGGAGGGACCACCGACACAGAGCUGCUACUGUUUGACAUCAGCCCUCCUCUCACCGGAGACACUGAUGAAGAUCCAGACUUCUGCAGUGUCUGCAGCACUGACAGGAUAAGACUGCCGCCAAAGACUCUGAAGCCCAAGGCGGUGCUCUUCAGGCAGAAGUCCAUGACCUCUGUGCUGGCAGUGAGACACAAGGCCUGGAUGGUUUUCUUCAUUGGGACAGGAGAUGGGCAGCUCAUUAAGCUUGCUGUGGACAAGAACUAUCACACCACCUGUCCCAGGGUGCUCUACAGGGCCACUGACGACCACCAAGUGUUUCCCAAAAUGCAUCUGGAUCAAGUAGAUCUUAAACACGUGUACCUGCCAUUUAGAAACCAGAUGAAGCGUGUACCUGUGUCAAAGUGCAGCACAUCCACAAAUGUGCAGGACUGUUGGUCUGCACAGGAUCCGUACUGCGUCUGGUGCGGCACUAAAAAAAGUUGCACAUUUGAAGAUGACUGCCAAGAUUCAGACUGGUUAUCCAUUCCUGACGAUUCUCAACAGAAAAUGGUUUCCUACAAAGUUGUAAAGGACGACACAGGCCAGAUUACACUUAACAUCCAGACACAUCUGAGUGUGGGCCAGAAGGCGCUGUCUAACUUCGCCUGUAAAUUCUCUGCAAGUUCCAGUAAGCUUUGCAGAGACGGCCUUCCUCAACAAUUCCCACAAUGCACCUGCAUCCUUUCUAAUAGCACACUUCCUGCUGGAGGCCUGCAUGUCACAGUUAAGAUUAGAGUUGGGACGACACAAUUGUCUAAAGCACUGAAGCUGUCCAACUGCUCAGACAUCGAGGGACCGCCAACUUCUGUCCUGUAA
Molecule: messenger RNA, 1809 nt
Organism: Perca fluviatilis (European perch)
Lineage: Eukaryota; Metazoa; Chordata; Actinopteri; Perciformes; Percidae
Product: plexin-C1-like
Exons: 9
Coding region: 151-1809 (552 amino acids)
Biological process (GO): negative regulation of cell adhesion; regulation of GTPase activity; positive regulation of axonogenesis
Cellular component (GO): semaphorin receptor complex
Molecular function (GO): semaphorin receptor activity; protein binding
Source: RefSeq, a predicted model, not a curated record